CUGGUGGAGCCAACUAGUGGAAACACUGGCAUUGGACUUGCAUUUAUAGCUACUUCAAAAGGAUAUAAGCUCAUAUUGACAGUGCCAGCCUCAAUGAGUCUAGAAAGAAGGGUUCUUUUUAAAGCUUUUGGAGCUGAGCUUGUUUUGACUGAUUCUGCUAAGGGGAUGAACGGAGCAGUUCAGAAAGCUGAAGAAAUUUUGAAUAGCACGCCAAAUGCCUACAUGCUUCAACAAUUUGACAAUCCUACAAAUCCAAAGGUAUUUUGCUGCAAUUUUUUUAUUCUCUCCCAAGCACCAUGUUCCUCAUCUUCAAAUUCCUCAUCUUCAAAUUCUUCAAAUUCCUCACUAGCUUUUGGCCUUUUAUCAUUCUGCAGGUUACAAACAGUCGAGGAGAUGUUCUCCAAUGUAGUCAUUACAUGCCUAUUGUUCGUCCAGAAGGAAAGGCUUUGCCUUGUGUAUUCUAUUGCCAUGGAAACAGUGGAUGCAGGGCAGAUGCCAGUGAAGCGGCUAUAAUAUUGUUGCCUUCAAACAUUACUGUUUUCACCCUUGAUUUCUCAGGGUCUGGACUAUCUGGAGGAGAGCAUGUCACAUUAGGG
This is a messenger RNA of Camellia sinensis, 596 nucleotides long. Lineage: Eukaryota; Viridiplantae; Streptophyta; Magnoliopsida; Ericales; Theaceae. The record is from RefSeq and is a predicted model, not a curated record.